This is a messenger RNA of Acanthosepion pharaonis, 1026 nucleotides long. The record is from the annotation of a GenBank genome assembly. Lineage: Eukaryota; Metazoa; Mollusca; Cephalopoda; Sepiida; Sepiidae.
AUGGACAUGAACAUGCCAACAAGCGUGUCUGGAACCCUGCCCACCUUAUCUGCGGGUCAUCCGAAUUCAUAUUUAUCUAUUGUUCUCUUCUCGUUCACAUUUUUCUCCCUCAAGUUCUUCUUCCUAUUUUUCUUUCUUUCUUUCUCUCUUUCUUUCUUUCUUUUUUCUUUCUUUCUUUGUUUGUUUCUUUGUUUGUUUGUUUGUUUGUUUGUUUGUUUGUAUCUUUCUUUCUUUCUUUCUUUUUUUCUUUCUUUCUAUCUUUCCCUGUUCUUGACUAAGUUGUUCUUUUCUUGUUCGCCCUUUUCCUAUUUGCUUUUCUUCAUCCUUUUUUUUAUUUUAUUUUCUUUCCCAUGCCUCUUUAGUUUCGUAUUCAUCUUUUCUUCAUUCUUUAUUUUUAUUUUACCUUCUUUUACUAAUUAUUUUUUUUUAUUUUCUUCUCCACUUUUUUCGAUAAUUUCCAUCUAUCUCAUCCUCUCUCUAUCAUCAACUUCUUCAAAGUGUUUCAUUAUCCUCUUUUAUGUUACAUCUUUAUGUCGAUUUUACUUAAAAUAUUUUCAUGAGACUUCUUUCAUUCUUACUUUUACCUUUUUCUUCCUUUGCAUCAACAAGUAUUAUAACUUCUUUCUUUCUUUCCUUCUUUCUUUCUUUUUUAUUAAACAUUUUAUUCAUGCUUUUCCCCUGUUUAUGGUCAAUGCUUUAUUCUUCCUUCAUUCUUUUCAUAUCUUAUUUUUCAUUUCUCUUAAUGUUUCUCUCUGUGAUUGUUCCAUUCUUCCUUUUUGCUAUUUAUUAUUCAUUCAUUCGCUCCUCCGUUCCUUCCUUCAUUACGGCGUUUGUUUAUUCUUUGUUUGUGCAUUCUUUGUUUCUUUGUUAAUUGUUUCUUAUAUUUUAUUUUUAAUCUUACUUAAUUUUCCCAUCCGUGAUUUAUUCUUUCUUUCUUUCUUUCUUUCUUACAUUCAUUCAGUAAUUCUUUCUUUCUUUCUUUCUUUCUUUCUUUCUUUCUUUCUUUCUAAUAAACCAAGAGUCUGA